AUGGACAGAGCCAACAACUCAACAGUAUCUGAAUUUGUGUUCUUGGGACUCUCCAAUUCGUGGGAGAUUCAAGUUCUUCUUUUCCUCUUUUCCUGUGUGUUCUACAUGGCGAGUCUGAUGGGCAACCUCCUCAUUGUGUUCUCUGUGGCCUCUGACUCUAACUUGCACUCUCCCAUGUACUUCCUGCUGGCCAACCUCUCCUUUCUUGAUCUGGGGAUUUGCUCUAUUGCAGCCCCCAAAAUGAUCUAUGAUCUUUUCAGAGAGCACAAAGUGAUUUCUUUUGGGGGUUGUAUAACUCAGAUCUUCUUCAUUCAUGCUAUUGGGGGCACAGAAAUGGUGCUGCUGAUAGCCAUGGCCUUUGACAGGUAUGUAGCCAUAUGUAAGCCUCUGCACUACUUGACUAUCAUGAGUCCAAGAAUGUGCAUUUUCAUUUUGAUUGCUGCCUGGACCCUUGGCCUCAUCCACUCAGUGGCCCAGCUGGCUUUUAUUGUAGAUUUACCCUUUUGUGGCCCAAAUAUAUUGGACAGUUUUUACUGUGAUCUCCCUCAGCUCAUCAAACUUGCUUGUACAGAGACCAAUAGAUUAGAGUUCAUGGUCACAGCCAACAGUGGACUCAUCUCUGUGGGGUCCUUCUGCAUAUUAAUUAUUUCUUAUGUCUUUAUUCUGGUUACUGUUCGGAAACACUCCUCAGGUGGUUUGUCCAAGGCUCUCUCUACUUUGUCAGCUCAUGUCACUGUGGUGGUUUUAUUCUUUGGGCCAUUGAUCUUUUUCUACACCUGGCCCUUUCCCUCAUCACACCUGGACAAAUUUCUUGCUAUCUUUGAUGCAGUUCUCACUCCUUUUCUGAAUCCAGUUAUCUAUACUUUCAGAAACAUGGAGAUGAAAUCAGCAAUGAAGAAACUUUGCCAUCAGCUUGUGCAUUAUAGAAAGUUGUCCUAA
Messenger RNA from Ochotona curzoniae (black-lipped pika), 939 nucleotides. RefSeq names its product olfactory receptor 4F15-like. The transcript has a single exon. Gene Ontology annotation, molecular function: G protein-coupled receptor activity; olfactory receptor activity. The record is from RefSeq and is a predicted model, not a curated record. Gene Ontology annotation, biological process: G protein-coupled receptor signaling pathway. Gene Ontology annotation, cellular component: membrane. Lineage: Eukaryota; Metazoa; Chordata; Mammalia; Lagomorpha; Ochotonidae. The coding region runs from base 1 to 939 and encodes 312 amino acids.